AUGCAUCUCGACCCUGGUGACGGCAGGAGGCCGACCGCUCAAGAUGAGGAAAGCUACUGGCAAUCCAUCCAACUGUUGCAAAAGGAAGACGACGAGAGACUGGAGGGCGAGUUCAUGGCCAACACCAAGUACUACAUGAGCCGCCUGACGGACUUGAACCUCCAGAAGCAGGACCUCGAGAGGCGUGCGCUCGAGGUCCACCGCGCAAUUACCCGAGAGCACAAGAGCUUGGAAGACAUCACCAACCACUUCCAGGAGGCUAGGAAGGACCUGCUGCGCCAACGAGAGAACCACCAUCGUGCCGUGGCCGCCUGGUUCGCAGAGGAGCGCCGUAAGGAGAACGAAGAGAGCGCUAGGAUUGCCGCUGCCGCCCUUGCUGCACCCUCGCCGCGUCGCAAUAACGCGCCCGCCGACCCUGUGCAGGCCAACGAGACAGUCAACGGACUACACAACACCGCACCCAACGCCACACCCAACACCGCAACCAUUAACGGGGACCAUCGCAACGCUCUUUAUCCGUCGAUAUCAACUCCGGCUAAAGCUGACCAGCCGCCGCUCACCGUAAUUGUUGAUGCGCUGGGCCGCCCAGUUGGCCCCGUGAAUCGACUUACAUCCAGCAACAAGUCCGUCAUAUACCUGUCUGGACUGCCCCAGAAAAGACCGGUCCAUCUUCGCGACGGCGUUGUUUUCAAGCAGGAUGACCUGCAGCAGCUUGGAGGGUCAGAGGAAAAGUGGAUGGGAGCCGUUAUCCAAGCGACUGGUCUCGUCCGCAAGCAAGCCCAGCAGUGCAGUCAGUGUGUCAGGAGCCAAGGUCCCUUUGCGCAAUGCAUCAGUCUCGAUACUCCCGAGUUACAGGCAUGCGGAAACUGUGUAUGGCUGAGAUCGGAUUGCUGCGAAGCACCGGCCGCGGAGCAAACACCAACCAUCACAAAGUUCAAGGCUUUAAAUGCGACUGCGCAAGAGACCCAGCAUGACCGCCUUGGUAACAGCAGCUUUUUCAACGGCUCUGCAACUCCCUCAUCCCUUAGUAGACCAAACUCACGGGAUAAGAGCUUCGCCGAGGGCUCAACGGCCACUGACGAAGCAGAAGAGGACCUGGCCCCAAUCACCAAGGCAACUCUCACCCUCAAGCACGAUGGGAAGGUUUAUACACACCCCGAAUGCAUGGAAGGUGUUCCGGUCGAGAAGGUUGACCAGAACCACCCUUACUGGGAUCCAUCCUGGCCCGAGAUCGCGCCGAUGAUUGAACCGACUCUGCAGACAUGGCGAGACAAGCUGCAGGCCGCCCUCGAGAAAGGGCAGAACAGCAUGAAGUUCCAGCUCGGCCGACAGGUGAAUCGCGGAGAGACCAUUCUGAAGUUCCUGGAAGACGCCGACUUUUGCCCUUACCAGCUGGUGGGGAAGAAGUACAUGAUGAGCCGCCUGGUUUCGUACGACACCAUUUUCCGGUUGGCCGACACUCUGCGGACCCUGGAAGGCUUCAAGACACUUGACAUCACGCCCUUGGAAUGGUUGCGACAGCGUUUGCAGGAGCUUAUCAUUGCCGAAGGCCCCAGCUUCAACCUCGCCAAGACGAUUCACGACUUCUACCACGAUUCAAAAUACGUCGCCCUGAGACUCGCCAACGGCAAGAAGAGCAUCGGCCGGCCAUCGGGCAUGAAGAUGACCCCGCGGGACUCUCCCGGUUCCGGCAAGGGCACCCCGAGUGCGAAGAAGCGUAAACUUUUCAUCAACGAAGAGUUCCCCGGCGUCUCGCAGCGUCCCCUUGCGCCAACGCCAACGCCAAUGCAUCAGCCCCAGCUCCAGCCCCAGCUCCAGCCCCAGCCGGUACUGCCGUCACAAGCCCAAAUCCUUCAAGAUGAGCCACAGCGGAGCGCGCCGCCGACGCCCGAGUUUGCUAGGCCGUUUAAGAAGUUCAAGAUGGCACAGUUCCCUAAAAAGGCCAAAGACCCGGAUCUCGUAUACGACGGCUUCACCGAUACCGACGAUUACAGCGGCGAUCACAUUGGCAAGCACGACUGGGCGCUGAGCCGGAUCAAGUCGCGGCUGAACACCGUUAGCACCGGUGUGACGCAGUACUGGCACUGGAUUCCCGACGAUGGCGAACAGAUUUUUGAGCAUCAAGUACUUGCCGAAGGUGAUACGUUCACCUGGGGCAUAUACGCGAAGCCCAUCAACUUCCAUCUGGAGUUGGGCCAUGUGCAGGAAAUGCUCUGGGCCACUGGGACGCUCAAGGUGGUUGUGGUGUGCAAACAGGGCGUCGUGAUCUCGCCUGACGGCGAGCCACGAGGAAACCUCUUGGUCGAGUUUAAGCGAGAACGUACCAAGCGGCGCUUCUUGGUCUUUUGCAGCAAGAAGGGUAUUCAGUUGGAGAAGAUUGAACGGGGCAUCAUUGAGAGGGCGUGGGACGCGUACGAAUCCCCGGAUGUCCCGGCGAUGCCGGAUUCGGAGAUUGAUUAA
This is a messenger RNA of Colletotrichum navitas, 2460 nucleotides long. RefSeq lists its product as uncharacterized. The record is from RefSeq and is a predicted model, not a curated record. Lineage: Eukaryota; Fungi; Ascomycota; Sordariomycetes; Glomerellales; Glomerellaceae. The coding region runs from base 1 to 2460 and encodes 819 amino acids. The transcript has 2 exons.